AUGAAGGUCAUCGGGGCUGAUGAUCUGCCGGUUACAAUUCGGAAGAGAGUCGAGCUUACCGAAUUGUUAGCUUCUGCUGGAAUCGAGUUGGACAAGUGGGCUGCGAACGAUCAGGAACUGCUUCCAGAUUCAGCACAGCAGGAUAAUUUCAAGUUCAACGCUGUUAACCUCGAGAACGUGGCUGCAGCUUAUAUGAAGAGGUCUGUCCUCUCGAACAUCGCUCGUUUAUUCGACCCGUUAGGUUGGCUCGCUCCAGUCACGGUCAUGGCGAAGAUUUUGAUGCAGGAUAUGUGGAUUCUGAAGUGCGAUUGGUAUUCACCCUUACCAGCUGAGAUUCGUGAGCGCUGGUAUGAUUAUUGCAAGGGUUUAUCCGCAUUGCCAUCUUUGUCCAUCGAGCGUUGGUUAGGUGGUACGGUGAAUUGCUCUUACCAGAUCCAUGGGUUUUCGGAUGCUUCUUCUCGAGCGUAUGCUGCUGUGGUGUAUCUGCGAAUCGACGAGGGUAAUGGACGUUUUUGGGUUUCGUUAUUAGCGGCUAAGUCAAAGGUAGCUCCGGUGAAAACGGUGAGCAUUCCCAAUUUGGAGUUGUGUGGUGCAGCUCUUCUGGUCAAGCUCAUCCUGCACGUGACAAAGCUGGAGUUUCUACGAGGGUUACCAAUAUUCGCUUGGUCCGAUAGUCAGAUCGUGCUAACAUGGCUUCGUAAGCAUCCGUGUCACUGGAAGACCUUCGUAGCUAAUCGAGUUUCGUUGAUCCAAACUGAGUUGCCGUCGGCAACGUGGGCUCACGUUCCGACAAAGGAGAAUCCGGCUGACUUGGCGACGCGAGGAGUUCAGCCGAGAGAGUUGGCUAACUGUGCUCUUUGGUGUCAGUGCCCGGCGUGGCUAUCACUGUCUCCAACUGAGUGGGCUCAGCCUGCUGACCCGGUUCGAGUUAAUCACGCUCGUCCAAGAUCCGAGGAAUCCGAGAUUCUGACUUGA
Messenger RNA from Nasonia vitripennis (jewel wasp), 975 nucleotides. RefSeq lists its product as uncharacterized. Bases 1 to 975 code for a protein of 324 amino acids. NCBI's taxonomy places the organism in Eukaryota, Metazoa, Arthropoda, Insecta, Hymenoptera, Pteromalidae. The record is from RefSeq and is a predicted model, not a curated record. The transcript is spliced from 3 exons.